AUGGACGUAUCGGCUUGUGGUUUCUUCGAGGAACGUUCAUUUCUUUUAAAGUCCUGGAAAACACUUAGUGCUGAAGAACGCCGACGUUUUGUGGAGCAGUGUAAAAGUUUUCAAGUUGAUUCCGCCAUAUCUGCUUUUGAAAAUUCCAUUACAAAUCAGGGUUUUGUAAAUCUUAGACCUAUUCCAGUUGAUCGCCACAUUGUAUCUUAUAAACUGCCUGCUGAAGAGCUUGAGAAGUAUUGGGAAAAAGGUUUGAAAGCCAUUGCUUUUGGUGAGGUGGCUGCUCUUGUACUCGCUGGCGGCCAGGCAACUCGACUGGGUGCUUCUCAGCCUAAGGGUGUUCUUUCGUUGGGAAUCGACACUGAGUGCGACACCCUUUUUGCACUGCAAGCUUGUCGAAUUUCUCGUCUUCAAAAUCUUGCUCUGCAGAAGUAUCCAGGAUCAUCGCCUAUUAUUCCAUGGUAUGUAAUGACAAGUGCUUCUACAUACGACGACACCUGGUCUUAUUUGGAGAAGAAUGUUUCAAAAUUUGGAAUAUCACUAAAGAAUGUUCACAUAUUUAUGCAGAAUCAGAUGCCUUGUUUUGACAAAAACGGAAACUUUAUACUUGCAGACAAAGCCAAAUUAGCGAUGGCGCCGAACGGAAACGGCGGUUUGUAUGCAGCAUUAGCUCCUUAUAUGGAAUCGAUGAAAAGCAAUGGUAUCAAGUAUGUUCACGUUUAUUGCGUUGACAAUAUUCUCUGCAGAGUCGCUGACCCGUAUUAUAUUGGUUUCUGCAUAGAAAAAAAUGCAGAUUGUGCUGCAAAGGUUGUCGAGAAAGUUGACCCUGAUGAAUCUGUAGGCGUUUUUUGUCUCGAAGACAAAAAAGUACGUUUAGCUGAGUACAGCGAAAUUCAAAAAGAAUAUGCUUGUAGAAAGACCGCUGAUGGUCGUCUAGAAUUCUGUGCCGGCAACAUAGCUAACCAUAUGUUCUCAAUAAACUUUCUUGAAAAAGUGUGCUCUAGCAAUUUUUGCCUUCCAUAUCACAGGGCGUUGAAAAAGAUACCAUACUACGAUGGAGAAAAAAUUGUGAAGCCGUCUUCACCGAACGGCUUUAAACUAGAAUUGUUCUUAACUGAUGUCCUGGAAUAUUCAAAUAACUUUUAUUUAUGGGAGGUUUCUCGUCACAAAGAGUUCAGUCCGCUGAAGAAUGCCGAAGUUGCUAAAAAAGACUGUUUGAGCACCUGUCUGCAAGACCUGCGAGCUGAGCAGAAGCGUUGGCUAAGCGCAAAAGGUGUGGAAAUCAGCGAACAUUCGCGGAUAUUUAUUUCACCGUUAGAUUCUUAUAUGGGAGAGGUACAAGAAUAUCUCUGGACUGCAAAAACUACCUGA
This is a messenger RNA of Enterobius vermicularis (human pinworm), 1371 nucleotides long. Lineage: Eukaryota; Metazoa; Nematoda; Chromadorea; Rhabditida; Oxyuridae. The record is from the annotation of a GenBank genome assembly.